Messenger RNA from Lampris incognitus (smalleye Pacific opah), 1122 nucleotides. RefSeq names its product neuropeptide B (gene npb). NCBI's taxonomy places the organism in Eukaryota, Metazoa, Chordata, Actinopteri, Lampriformes, Lampridae. The coding region runs from base 320 to 730 and encodes 136 amino acids. The transcript has 2 exons. The record is from RefSeq and is a predicted model, not a curated record. Gene Ontology annotation, molecular function: G protein-coupled receptor binding. Gene Ontology annotation, biological process: feeding behavior; G protein-coupled receptor signaling pathway.
ACAACGCAUCGAUCAAUCCGGAUUGGUCUCUUUCCUCCUUUCGCGUAAAAGAUGAAUCACCACGCGCCCGUCCCGAUCGAUCUGACGAACGCCGCCGGGCACGGUAGCGCCGUGCGCGCCAAAACUAUAUAAACCGCGACGAGUAGGACGGCAAACUCAACGAAGCAUCGGGUCGGCUGACAAACCCAAGAGCAAUUCAUGUCCGGAACCGAGGAGGCGCACAUAUAGUCACGCAAACGAAUCCAGAUCUGGUGGCGUAUCUUCUCUGCGUACAAGAAGAAGAAGAAAAGUGACCCACCACCACCUUUGCUCUGAAGUCAUGGAGAGGUCAGUGAGAUUCGCCCUGGUGUGCUUCGUCGGGAUCUCUUUGCUCGUCGCUUGCCGCCCCGUCGAUGCUUGGUACAAACAGUCCACCGGUCCCAGUUACUACUCGGUGGGGCGAGCCUCCGGUCUGCUGUCUGGUAUUAGGAGGUCGCCGUACGUGCGCAGGUCCGAGUCCGACGAGACGGCGACUGACAGCGGGGAGAGGACCGGUACCAGCAACAACGUCGAUGAAGUGCUGUCUGACGCCUCCAGGCAGAUCUCCGUUCUCAAAAGCAUGGCCAUAUGUGUGAGAGACAUAUCACCGAACCUGAGGAGCUGCGAGCUGCUCCGGGACGGCACCGGCACUUUCCAGUGCAAAGCGGACGUGUUUCUGACGCUGGACUCCCUGGACUGUCUGUCCCCCUGAGUUCCGGUCCGACCCGCUCCCGCCUCUGCCCGAGGUCCGGGCGCUUCUGCAAGGAGGAGGAUGCGGAGGGGGCAAAAAGAAAAAAGAAAGCUGAUGACGUGAUGGACCGAUGCUGACUUUGAAUGUUUCUUUUUGUUUUCAACAACAUGGUUGAGAUUUUGCUUUUGCUGCGUGAACGCAUAAAAAAGGAAAAAAAAACGAAACUAUAGUGGGGAGUGUAAGAGGUAUUUUAGUUGUUAAGAUUCCCCCCCAAAUGUAGGAACGUAUAUAAUCCAGUUGCUACGUCCAAUCCACACUUGUACCCGUUUGCCAAAUUAAUGUAUUAAAAUGUUCAAAAUGUUCACUGCUGAGCAGAAUUCCUCAAAGUACUUUUGUUUAUUUUAUCUAUAUUA